AGACACGUCCCCAUCCACUGCAUGCAGCAGCAGUCCGCGGUCAGCAAGCAACUUGGCAGCACCGCGCCGCCGCAGCCCCUCCGCCACGCCAGCCAUCAGUCCAUCACUGCGCGUCUGCCCCUUGCGCAGUUGCGCUCGCGGCCCGCCCGCACGGUCCCGCCGCCUAUUUAUCAACGCCGCCCCCACCCGCCACUCUCUCCCCUCUGUCCCAGAACGCGCCCCAGCCUCCCACCUAGAACUCCGCGCCCAGCGCUUUCCGUAACCACCACCACCACAGCGGGCACAGUGACAGGUUGAGGAGACGGCCGCCAUGGGAGAGGAGAAGAAGACGGGCAAGGGCGGCGGCGGCGGCGGCGGCGACAAGAAGAAGGACGCCGGCGCUGGGGCCGCGCCGCAGCCCAUCGUGUUGAAGGUCGACUUGCAUUGCGCCGGCUGCGCCAACAAGGUCCGCAAGGCCAUCAAGCGCGCACCAGGCGUGGAGUCGGUGACGCCGGACAUGGCGGCGGGCAAGGUGGUCGUGACCGGUCCGGCGGACGCGGUGCAGCUCAAGGAGCGCAUCGAGGCUAGGGCCAAGAAGCCCGUGCAGAUCGUCUCCGCCGGCGCCGGUUCGCCCAAGAAGGACAAGGAGAAGAAAGCUGACGGCGGCGAGAAAAAUGCGGCCAAAGAGAAGGGCGGCGGCGAUGCAGAGAAGAAGAAGGCCGACAAGAAGAAGGGAGGCGGUGAUGGAGGAGAGAAAAAUGCCGACAAGAAGAAGGGCGGCGGCGGCGGCGAUAAGAAGGCCGACAAGGAGAAGGGCACUGGCAAACCCAAGGAGGAAGAGGAGGAGGAGGAGAAGCCCAAGGAACCCAAGGAGGAGACGGUUACGCUCAAGAUCCAACUGCACUGCGACGGCUGCAUGGACCGCAUCAAGCGCCGCAUCUGCAAGAUCAAAGGUGUGAAGGAUGUGGCGUUCGACGCCGCCAAGGACCUGGUGAAGGUGACGGGCACCAUGGACGCCGCCGUUCUGCCGGCGUACCUCAGGGAGAAGCUCAGCCGGGACGUCGAAGUCGUCGCGCCCGGCAAGAAGGACGGCGGCGGCGGCGGCGACAAGAAGGGCAAGGGCGCAGGAGACGGGGCAGAGAAGAAGAACAAGAAGAAGGACGGUGGGGCCGAGGGGAAGAACGAUAGAGCCGCGGCCGCGGCCGCGGCCGCCGCCUCCGCAUCGGUGGCGCCGAUUCCCUUGGCCGACGCCGGCGGCAUGUACCUGAUGCCCCCGCACUACGGGUACAUGCCGUACCCGCCGGCUCCCGGCGGCUACUACGGCGCCGCUCCACCGCCCAACCACGCCGGCUUCUACGCCAACGCCGGUGUCCAUUACCCGCCCCCGACAGCCUACGGCUACGGCCCCGCCCACCUCCACGCGCCCCAGAUGUUCAGCGACGAGAACCCCAACGCCUGCUCCGUCAUGUGAUCUCUCGUUCGUUCGCUCGCUCCGCCGGUUUGCCAUCGGCGCCCCUUCUUCCGUCAUUGUGUCAGACCAAGAAUCGUGGCUUGGGUUUUAACAGUCGGUUUAAUUAAUUAUCAGUUAGUGUUAGCCAGUUUAAUCAUUGCUCCGAGUUCAUUACCAGCAGACCUGUGUAAAUGACAGCAGCGAGUCUCGCUCCGCCCCGUUGUAAUGCAGCGUCAUGUGUACUUUAGCCGGACCCGACAAAAUUUUGCCCCUUUGUCAUCGCGAAUCGCCAUUUGCGACGUCGCUGAUGGUGCUCA
Molecule: messenger RNA, 1746 nt
Organism: Zea mays
Lineage: Eukaryota; Viridiplantae; Streptophyta; Magnoliopsida; Poales; Poaceae
Exons: 4
Coding region: 311-1450 (379 amino acids)
Molecular function (GO): metal ion binding
Source: RefSeq, a predicted model, not a curated record